Molecule: messenger RNA, 1626 nt
Organism: Pieris macdunnoughi
Lineage: Eukaryota; Metazoa; Arthropoda; Insecta; Lepidoptera; Pieridae
Source: the annotation of a GenBank genome assembly
AUGGAUAACAAAAAAAGGAAAUUGCCCGCCUGUGAAGUAUGCCAACAGCCGGCCAAUCAAACAUGUGGUGGAUGCAAAUCCGUCUUCUAUUGCUCAAGAAAUCAUCAGAAGACCGCAUGGAAAGAACACAAAUUCCAAUGCCGCCCAUUCGAAAUCCAGUUUUCAAAUACAGCUGAUAGAUAUUUGGUAGCUACAAGGGAUAUUAAGCAAGGAGAAAUUAUAUUAAGAGAAAAGGCAGCUGUAAGUGGACCAAGAACGGCGUGUACCGCUCAUUGUCUUUCGUGUAAUAAAAAGUUGGAACCAAUGAAUGAAGAUAAAACGUUAGAUUAUUACAAAUGCUCAGAAUGUAACUGGCCUAUGUGUGGUCUUAAAUGUGAGAAAUCCAGUGUACAUAAAGAGGAAUGUAAGCUUAUGUCCAGUAAUAACUACAAAAGCAACAUCACAUACAAAAAUCCUGAGAAAGCAGAGGCAGCAUACUGUGUAAUAGCGCCUUUGAGAAUGCUCUUACUAAAAACAUCAAAUCCAGAACAAUACAACAGUCUUAUGAGUCUAGAAUCACACGUAGAGAAGAGAAUUAAUACACAACUGUAUUCCAUUCUUAAAACCAAUCUUGUUACGUUUAUUGUUCAAGUGCUGAAACUCCCAUUUGACGAGGACACCAUAUUGAAGGUAGCAUCAAUAUUAGAUACGAAUUCGUUUGACGUGAGAUCGCCGGACGGUGUAAGUAGAUUCAGAGCAAUAUAUAAUACAGCUGCAAUGAUUAACCAUAAUUGUACGCCUAAUACUCGACAUAUAUAUUUAGGUGACGAUUAUACGUUGGCAUUAAUCGCAACUGUGCCAAUCGCAAAGGGGGAGACGCUGACAGCAGCGUACACCCAAGUCCUAUUGAGUACAUUAGAUAGAAGAAAACACUUAUAUACCACCAAGUACUUUCAUUGUGAUUGCGAGAGGUGUAAAGAUGAAACUGAAUUUGACACUUAUCUUGGAAGUAUUUACUGUUCGUUAUGCGCCAGGGCUACAGUAGAAAACAAACCAAUGAUGCUGUCUACAGAUCCUUUAAACGAAACAGCACUUUGGAAGUGUGGAAGUUGCGGCCAUUGUGUUGAAAGUCGUCAAAUGUUUUGGGGGAACAAUGCUUUGAAACAAGAUCUGAAUAAAAUGAAUAAGAAAAGGCCUGAGGACUAUGAGACAUUUAUCAAAACAUAUAGCCAUACUUUACAUCCAAAAAACCAUUUGGUUGUGCAAGCAAAACUUGCUUUGAUGCAGAUUUAUGGCAGUCAAGAAGUGUACAGUCUAUCAGAACUAUCGGAUGAGUUACUAGAAAGAAAGGUAGAGAUAUGCCAUGACCUUCUAGAAAUAGCAGAUAAGUUGGAGCCAGGCUGGUCCAAGUUCAGAGGCUCUGUACUUCUAGAACUCCAAGGCGCUAUGGUGAUGCAGACGAAGCGAGAUUUUGAAGCUGAUAAGAUUACAAAAAGUGGCGCUCAGGAGCAAUUAAUGGAGAGUAUGGUUUUACUUCAAGAAGCCGUGAAUAUUUUAAAAGUUGAACCACAUAUGAAAGAGGCUUUGGAGGAGAAGGUUCAAGAAUUGUCAACGUUAAUGGAAACAACGUCGAUUGAAGGUAGUUGA